AUGGAUAACGGCAGAGCUUUCGAAGGCAAGCUAUGUGGUUUCGGCCUCGACAGCCAGACCUACCGGGUAUUGAAUCCAUCCAACGGGGCCGUGGUCGAGAGCGGGAAUGUGACUUUCAUCGAAUCUCCACCCCGCUCAGUGCCCUUCCAGUAUUCCACUGAAGCAAACGGGUACGAGAGCGACGUGCUGAGCUUCACCUCCCUGCUGGACAGCCCCCACUCGACGAGCGACCUGGACUUCACGGCGCAGAACGAACUCCUUCGGCAAGAAGUCCGGAAGAUGCAGCAAGACAAUCUCGCUCGGGAGAAGCUUCGCCUAGAACUGGACGGGCACGAGGACGAACAUGGAAACGGGCAAGAUCUCGGCGACGGGGACGCUCCAUCACCACAUCUCCCAUCGACGCCAGCUGGAUCGUCAUCCGAGACCCACGCAUCUAGCCCCAGUCCAUCAUCGUCGAACCCGACUGAACCGGACACUUCUGCAUCAACUGGAUCCUCCGGCAUGCGGCGCCUGCAAGUCACCAGAGCCAGCACGCGCGGGAAGCCCACCAGCGACGAUCAUAUCGACGUCAACUUGGUUCCUGCCAAUCUGGAAGUCACCAUGAACGACCGCGGUCGAGCCCAUGCUACAACGGGCCGCGUGGAGCCAUCCGGUCUUUCCUUCACUCAGCUGGCUGAGAUAGCCGAUCAAGCCCAGCUCCCAUGCCCUGGCGAUACUGAGGAUUUCGCCCACGUUGCGGAAGACCCCUUCACGGUGCCGCGUGCUCACGCCUACGUCACGACCAUUCACGAACACCACGGGAUCUUGGAGGAGACAAAUCAAGCGAUCGAAAUCCCCAACACCUACGACGAAUUCAUGAGCUCUCCCCAGCGCGAAGAAUGGAAAGGAGCGUGCAGGAAGGAAAUGGGCAAUCUGCGGAAAUACAACGUCUACAAUCUGGUCCCCCUCAGCAGUGUUCCCAAGGGAGAGAAGAUCCUUGGAACGAAAUUCGUCUUCAAGAAAAAGCUGGACGGACGCUUCAAAGCUCGCCUGGUAGUCGGAGGACAUCGUCAAGAGCCAGGACAGGACUACGGACGCAGCUACGCACCAGUAUGCCGUAUCGGGAGCAUUCGCAUGACGUGCGCCAUUGGCUGCCACAACAACUGGCCCAUCUACCAACUGGACGUUGUCGGUGCCUUCCUGAACGCCCUCUGCGACAGAGAUGUGUAUGUCAGACCCGCCCCCGGUACAUCCGCCAAGAACUCCGCGACGGGAGAAGCUAUGGUGUACAAACUAGAACGGAGCCUCUAAGGCC
Ectocarpus sp. CCAP 1310/34 is the source of this 1294-nucleotide messenger RNA. The record is from the annotation of a GenBank genome assembly. NCBI's taxonomy places the organism in Eukaryota, Phaeophyceae, Ectocarpales, Ectocarpaceae.